CUGUAGAAAUCAAAACCCUUUCCGUUUCCCAUUCCAAUUCCCUCUGUACAAUCAUUGUUUUAUAAAAACCAUUAGAACAUUCAAUUAUUAUCUCCACAAAAUCUCUUUCAACCACUCCUUUUCUAAAAUCCCUUUUUCUCCUUUCCCCUCUCAAUAAAUCUCUCUAUUUUUCUCAUAAUCCUUUUCUCAUGGCAACCCAGAUUGACAAUGUAAGAUAUGAAGAGGAAGUUAUAGUGAAUGCACAUGGAUUGAAAUUGUUCACGUGUAAUUGGAUUCCAAAGAAUGAAGAAUCAAAAGCUUUGAUUUUUAUUUGCCAUGGCUACGCUAUGGAAUGCAGCAUCACCAUGAACAGUACUGCAAGGAGGCUAGCAAAGGAAGGAUAUGGAGUAUAUGGGAUUGAUUAUGAAGGACAUGGAAAGUCUGGUGGUUUACAAGGCUAUGUUUCAAGCUUUGAUAAUGUGGUGGAAGAUUGUUCUUCUUUUUUCACUUCAAUAUCAGAAAAGAAGGAAAAUAGAGAGAAGAAAAGGUAUUUGAUGGGAGAGUCAAUGGGAGGAGCAGUGGCUUUGCUCAUACACAGAAAACAGCCAGAUUUUUGGGAUGGUGCCAUCUUGGUUGCUCCCAUGUGUAAGAUUGCUGAUGACAUGAGGCCACAUCCAUUGGUGAUAAGUGUUCUUACAAAACUUUGCAAAAUAAUUCCAACUUGGAAAAUUAUUCCAACUCAAGAUGUUAUUGACAUUGCCUUUAAAGUUCCUGAGAUUAGGAAACAGAUUAGAGAAAAUCCAUAUUGUUACAAGGGCCGGCCUCGGUUGAAAACAGGCUAUGAACUCUUGAGGAUUAGUUCAGAUCUUGAACAUAAGCUCAAUGAGGUUUCUCUACCUUUUCUCCUUCUCCACGGCGAAGACGACCGAGUUACGGACAAAUUGGUUAGUAAACAGCUCUACGAUGAAGCGUUGAGCGAUGACAAGACGUUGAAGAUGUAUCCGGGAAUGUGGCACGGUUUAUUAUACGGCGAGACGCCGGAGAAUAUGGACAUUGUGUUCUCAGAUAUCAUAAGCUGGUUGGAGAAAAGGAGUAUUGUUGCCUAUGAAAAUUCAAAGUCAGAACUUGAGAAGAAGUAUGAAAAUGAUGGUUUAUUGGAAGCCAAACAACAGCAAGAAAGUUGAUUACUAACUUACCUUUUUAAAAGUUAUUGUUGUCCUUUGGUUGUGAAUGAAACUUGUGAUAUUAUUUAACCAUGUUGUAAAUAUUAUUUAUGAGUAGUUGUAGUUUUUUUUUUUUUCUCUUAAAAGUAAAUUGGAAUAUUCUUUUUAAGUCGUUGUACUACCGAUCUUUACACAUUUCAAUUUGAUGAUCAAUCAUGCUGUUUCACGAUU
Messenger RNA from Benincasa hispida (wax gourd), 1373 nucleotides. RefSeq names its product caffeoylshikimate esterase-like. The record is from RefSeq and is a predicted model, not a curated record. NCBI's taxonomy places the organism in Eukaryota, Viridiplantae, Streptophyta, Magnoliopsida, Cucurbitales, Cucurbitaceae.